AUGAAUAAAGAUAUAAUUUCAGAUCCAACUUCCAAUCAAAAGACGUCAAAUAUACUUCAUUUUAUAUUUAAUUCAAAAAAGAAGUCAAAUAAAUUCAAAAGAGUUCUCCCUCAAUUAUCAAUAACAGAAAAUUUAAAUAAUUCAAUUCCACGCUCUAGAAUCUUCUCUUUAAACCAUGAACCUACUGGAUUUAUUACUUCAAGAAUUGAUUUAAUUCAAUUUACAGGAGAUUAUUGUUAUAAAGCUUUGAAUUAGUAAACGUUAUCAUUAAAAAAUUAACGAGACAGAAUUCCAGAUACGAUAGAAAAAUCAAUUGAGGGUUGUCCAUCAGUUCAUUCAUAUUAAACAACAAAGGUAAUUGAGACAUGAUAGGAAGUUUAAAUGUCCAUCUAUGUUAGAAUCAAUUAGAUAAAGGAGAAAUUAUAAUCUCUAAAAGUACCUAGAUGACAAUUUAACUGUAUUUUGUGAUAUCAUUAAAAAGAAAGACAUUGAAAAAUUGAUUAGUUUUUUAAAUUAUCCUUUUCAAUAUUCUUAAGAAUAAAAUGUAACCAUUUAAUAUUAAUAUAUAGUUGUUAGAGACAUUCUGUGAAUUAUUAUAUUUUAUUGCCUAUUAUGGUAAUACAAUAUUACAACUUAAUAAAGCAACAUUUUUAUUUAAAGAUUGUUUAAAAUUAUCAGAAUUAUGUAGAAAUCAUUAGCUAAAAGUGAAAAUCUUAAUUUAAUUAUUUUCAAUAGCAAAACAGUAAAAUUAUUUUAAUAUUUAAUAGAUUGAAAUAAUAUGAUAAGGCUUAUAAAUUCAUAUUAAAAGCUCUUUCUUAUGCAUGGGCUGAUAAUUUGGAUGACUAUGAAAUAGAUUGUUAUGAUAAAUUAGGAAUUUGUUAUUUUUAUAUGGGUGAUAUUAAUAAAGCUAAUCAUCUUCAUAAUAAAUGGGUAAAAUGUGAAAUUGAACCAAGGGAUUCUUAUUAUAGAAUAACAUCAAAAGAGUUUAUCUUAUUAUAUGAAAAAUUCUAACCUUUUUGUAAGGAAUUUGAUGAUAAAAUAUCAAGAUAUAUUCAUAUCCCAUUUAUCAAUAUUAAAACUGGAUAAUCAUUUGAUUCCAAUUCCACUUUAAAAUAUAAUACUUGUGAAGCAAUACCUUUAAUAAAUGAAAUUCUAUAUGGUUAUGAAUAUACAGAAUACUUUUUAGAUUAUCAUUAUAUAGAAUAAACAUAAAAACAACAUUAGAAAAAAUCAUAAUUACCUAGAAGAGCUCUUGAAAUUAUGUAAAAAUAUGACAAAAAUAAAGAUAAAUAUGUAUUUGAUCAUAAAAUUCAUGAAAAUCCUAUUUAUAAAUUAUCACUUUAAGAAAAAGUUAAUUAUAGGAAAACCAAAUUCUACUCUCUUGAUUCUGUAUAAUAAAAUAUCUAAAAAUACAUUUCUGAGUAGAGAGAACCUUUUAAAAAAAGUGAAAAGAUUUAUGUAAAAGAAUCUCAAAGAAAAGAUUUAUCUCCUUAGAAUGGAAAUCAAUUAUAUUAACAUUUUAGAAAAAUUUUGGUGAGCAUAAUUAAUUAAAAUUGA
This is a messenger RNA of Paramecium pentaurelia, 1557 nucleotides long. The record is from the annotation of a GenBank genome assembly. Lineage: Eukaryota; Ciliophora; Oligohymenophorea; Peniculida; Parameciidae.